This is a messenger RNA of Telopea speciosissima, 1078 nucleotides long. RefSeq names its product pyridoxal phosphate homeostasis protein-like. Gene Ontology annotation, molecular function: pyridoxal phosphate binding. The coding region runs from base 48 to 851 and encodes 267 amino acids. The transcript has 7 exons. The record is from RefSeq and is a predicted model, not a curated record. Lineage: Eukaryota; Viridiplantae; Streptophyta; Magnoliopsida; Proteales; Proteaceae. Gene Ontology annotation, cellular component: intracellular anatomical structure.
GUGUAGCAAUAGUAUUCGCUGUUAAUUAGUUGUGCAGCAGCCUUGAGAUGAGCAGCGAGACGAACCAGAAAGAGACAGAGACAGGAACAGAGGCCGAAGAGUUGAACUCUGGCAUGGCUGCUCUCGCCAUGGAUAGUACAGUGGUGGCGAAUCUGCGUUCCGUGUUACACCGAAUCAAACUAGCAGCCGAGAGAUCGGGGCGCACGGCCGAUCAAAUCAAGCUGGUUGCUGCCAGCAAGACCAAGCCGCCUUCUCUCCUCCGCCAAGCCUACGACGCUGGCCAUCACUGCUUCGGCGAAAACUACGUCCGAGAGAUCAUUGAAAAAGCACCUCAGCUUCCUGAUGAUGUCGAUUGGCAUUUCAUCGGGCACUUGCAGAGCAACAAAGUUAAAGUACUUCUCUCGUCCGUCCCAAAUCUGGCCAUGGUUGAGAGUGUAGAUAAUGAAAAGAUUGCAAAUUUACUUGAUCGGGGAGUUGCAAACAUUGGAAGAAAGCCUCUUAAGAUUAUGGUCCAAGUAAAUUCCAGUGGAGAAGAAACUAAAUUUGGAGUUGAACCAUCAGGUUGCGUAGAACUGGUAAAGCAUAUUAAGCUUGGAUGCCUGAACCUUGAGUUUUCCGGACUCAUGACAAUAGGGAUGCCGGAUUACACAUCAACUCCAGAGAAUUUCAAAACAAUGAAAAAGUGUAGGAUUGAGGUUUGCGAAGCACUUGGAAUAGCAGAGGAAAACUGUGUUCUAUCAAUGGGGAUGUCUGGUGACUUUGAGCCAGCGAUUGAGAUGGGCAGUGACCAGGUGAGAGUUGGUCAAGCCAUAUUUGGACCUAGGGAGUAUCCCCUUAAAGAGGAAGACUAGCAAUCUUCGAAUUGGUGGCUUUGUUCCUAAAGAAUUGGUGGCUCUGGUAUGCUUUUAAUUUGAUGUUGUAUCUUCUUAAGUUGUCAGUUUGUUGUUAUCCUUUUUACUAUCGCAUCUCAUGGGCAAGCUGGAGGAGAGAAAAUAUGUGUGUAUUUGCUCAGUCUCAUUAAUCAUAUUUAUGAUCUCUCUUCGUUUAAACUGUAUGACUGUAAUCUGAGCUUCAGUUA